UAAUUUUAUAUAGGAAUGUGUCUGGGCAUCUUACGAAAAUGGUAACGAUCUGCGGAAGCACUAAAAGCAGAAACAAUUCAGAAUAAUGAUUCGGAGAAACCGAGCGUUAGCGGGCAGCCAGACGGUUAGAAGAACGAGAAAAAGUAAAAAAUCAUGUCGAUAAAGCCCUUGACAGUGUCCUUUGCAAAAAAGAAUUUAAGCCCCAAUUUUCGCUUACAUCCGCAAGACCUCCGUGAAGUCUGCCGGUUCUGUCCUCCGUGUGAUUCUCGUCUCGCCGGUUAAUCGCUGCAGAAGCAGCAGCAGUUGCUCAUUCCUGCGCUUCCAAAAAUACUGGAGAUUUAAGUCAACGUCGACGAGAUACUCGCGGAAUUAUAUGGCUACUCAAAUCGUAACGAGUGUAAUGUUUGUGUUUGUCUGCGAAAUAGUUAGCUUCACUUUCCAUUUUUUUCCUUCAUUUAUUCGUUUUAUAAAUCGAAUUGAUAUAUUAAUGUUACAGUAUCAUAAUGUAUCGUGAGUAAAUAAAAUUGAGAAUAUUUUUAUUAUUAUCGAGUGCAGUACACAGUCGAGGCAUUAUAUGUAAGACCGGGUUUUACAACCAAUAAAAUUUGACUGCUACACCUCUGAUAACAUCAAUCGUUUCUUCAAAAGUUAAUUGUAUAAAGUCAGUGAGCUCUGAGCAACUGAUCAGUAGAUUUUUAAAUGGUUUUAUAAAACUAGCCCAAUCAUGAAGCAUACCCUGAUGUAUUAUUUCUUGAUAUUAUUUUUGUUCAAAGAGGCCGUUGGAAAGUGUGAUGUUUACGAACAAAUUUUGAAUGGUACUACUAACUUUGUUACGCAAUUGUGGAAGAAUUUAACGAACAGCGAUUGUCAGAAAAAGUGCAAAGAUAAUGAUGUGUCAAAAGAAGAGCCAACGAGCGAAGAAUCUACAGAAAGUACACAAGAACGAUAUAAUCAAACGCUUGGCAUAGAAUGUAUUCCACGAGCAAAAGCUCCAAAGGUUCUCACAGCUGAAAAGUCCUGGGGUACAUACAUCUCUCAAUGGCAGUAUGACCAUUGUAUGAUUGCAUCGAUUUGAAUAGACACCGACGUUCAUUAGACUAUUAUUAUUAAUAAAGAAUUGUAAUGAAUUUAAAUAAAAGUAUGUUGUGACAUUCGAAGUCAAAAAUUUUUUAUUUAAUAGUUUAAGAAUCAAUUAAUCAAACAAUAAAACAAAUUCUCACAAGUUUUAUAAUCAUAACUUGAUAAAUCUGCUC
Messenger RNA from Nasonia vitripennis (jewel wasp), 1253 nucleotides. RefSeq lists its product as uncharacterized. The transcript is spliced from 3 exons. Bases 725 to 1075 code for a protein of 116 amino acids. The record is from RefSeq and is a predicted model, not a curated record. Lineage: Eukaryota; Metazoa; Arthropoda; Insecta; Hymenoptera; Pteromalidae.